AUGUCCCCGGAGGGGGGCGGGGAGAGGGGGACUACAGUGAAUCUUGGGCAGAGCCCUCUGCUGGGGAGGGGCGCCCCCCUGACCCACUUUUCGUGGUGUCCUCUUCCCUGGGGUCACUGCCCCACCCCGGGUGGAAGUGCUAACCCGGAGGGCUGCACCGCGCACGGCGUGGGAGGCCGCCCGCUCCCCACCCUAUGCCACGACCCCAGGGCGCGGGGCGUGCGGGGACCCCGGGGCGGCCCGUGCCCGAGCAGCCUCGCGCGGGCUCCUGGGUUCCCCCGAACCUCAGGCGUGUGCAAGGACCCCCCCGGGCCACCGCCUAGGCCCCUGGCGCCUCAGCCCCCCAGCGGAGGGAAAAGGAGAUUGAGGAGGGGAAGAAGCAGUAAACAGCUCCAGCGUCCGGGCCUCGCCUCUAAGAGAGCCCCGCUCCCCGGGCCCUGUCGCCGGCCGUCGGGACCCCCCGGCUGUCCCCAGGGCCGCGCUGUCCAGGACCCGGAGGACCCGAGAAGACUCCAGGCCUCUCCCCGGUUAGCUCUGGAGGCUCCAGAAGCGACCCGGGCAGCGGAGAACGGGGAAGUCAGGACUUACCUGUCAUUACUUUCUACGCCAUCUUGGAUCCACUUGUCAACGUCCCCACAAAGCAUUAUGGGGCGGCGACCCCAAGCGGCGGGACAAGGUUGAAGGCGGGCGCCACGCUGGCUCGGGAAGAGAGAGGAGGGGGAUGUCCAGAGUGGCUCAGAGGCGACUAGGGCGCAGGAAGUAGGAGGCGACCGUGCGCUGGCUACGGACCUCAGCGAGCAUCCCGAGGG
Messenger RNA from Acomys russatus (golden spiny mouse), 809 nucleotides. Its product is annotated as proline-rich protein 2-like. The transcript is spliced from 2 exons. NCBI's taxonomy places the organism in Eukaryota, Metazoa, Chordata, Mammalia, Rodentia, Muridae. The coding region runs from base 1 to 681 and encodes 226 amino acids. The record is from RefSeq and is a predicted model, not a curated record.